CAGUUUAUCAAUUGAAUAAGGUUGCUAAGAACUUCCAUCAACUAAUCAAGUGGCUGCACUACCCAGGUUGUCUGCAAAUUAGGAGGUCCAACUAAACAGUUAUACUGAACUAGAUGCAGUAACACAAGCAAGAGUGUUUUAAUGAAUGUCGGCAUGCCUGUGAUUUAUAUGAUAGUUCUAUUAAUAAGGAAUUAAAAUCAAGUAACUGACAUUUCGGACAUAAUAUGGCCAAAUAUUUUGUUUAUUUUUGUGUGUCAGCAGAAACAGUUCCCAAAGAAGCCACAGCUGGAUAGUUUGUUUCAUGUUUCCAUGCCAAUGCACAGACUGACUGAAAGUCAGUAGUAAGUUUCAGGGUAACAAACUAUUGGUAGAAUUGGAAUUUUAUGUAGCGCAAACAGACAAGCAGCGUGAAAUAUACCACUGUUGUUAUACUAAAUAGAAGUACUCUUGGGAUGUCACUUGACCAGUCAAAUUACUGGACCUUAUUUAACUGUUGUUUAACAACACUUUAAAUCAAAAGUUGAGGAAGUACCAUGUUAUUCGUGUGGUUUUUCCAUAAUGAAAAUGUUUACUUGCAAGCAAAUUCAGUUACCUGUUUUCAGUUAAAACACCUUCAAUUGCAUGACAGGCAUGGUGUUGGAUUAGUAUUUGCUAUCAGCUAUGCUUGGAAGUGCCAGCACACUUCAUGUUUUUAGUACAGUUUUGCUCCAUUACCUCAUAUGCUGUAAGAGCAUCUCAGAAGGUAUUGAUACUGAGAAGAACCCCUAAAUUUAGAAACUUGAUUGGCAUGAAGGGCUAGGGUCAUGUAGAUAAUUUCAGAAGGGAGAAAGAGGAUUGGUCCAAGGCAGGCUCAUGUGACUUAUCCCACCAGAAAACCCACCAAUAGGAUUCAGCUGGUAAAGCUGCAGUGAGAUUUAUAGUUUUGGCUUGGCUACAACAGGGCUCAGGCUCAAUGUAAAUACAACAAAAAGAAACCUUAGACUACAUGUAGGGAGUACUGUAUAUGUUGGUGGAACCUGUUAACGCUUUGACUGGGGAGGAGUAAAGACAGGAAUUGGGUGCUUCAGAAUCUUUGGCCCAGGCUUGCAUUUUUCACUUCAGGGAUCCAUUUUCUCUCUCAUUGUGUGUAUGUGACUGAUGGGGCGAUACAUCAGCACAAAUCUGGGCACAACCUUUGGGCCACAGAGGUUGCAGUUACUAUGUAGGAUAAGGAACCUGUUCACUAGGAUCAGAGCUUUGUCUCACCUUGCUGGGACUCCUUGUCCCAUUAGGCCCCACAGGUCAUACUUGAACUGCCACUCCUCGGCCUGUAAUUUUGUCUGGAGAAUUUCCCUCAAAAGGUCAAAGGAGAUACCUCUGAGGACCACCUAUACCGGACUGAAAAGCUAUGUCCAAGCUUCUCACAUGUGUUCCACUUCCAACAGGGAGGCAUUUAAACCAGAGGUUCCAGUUAGGGUUUACACUGAUAGUAAGGCUAAUUUUCAGAUGCAGUGGAUGCAAAUAAGAUUUGGAGACUCUUUCAGGCAUUUAGCUCAACACAUCAAUAUGUAUUUUAAGCAGAAAGAGAUGUCUUGUGGUGCUGGUCAGGCUGUAUUUAUGUCUGCACUACAGAAGCCUCUUACUGGAGUGCAGAAACAAGCACUGACCCAAAAUGCUGUUGAGGGCGAAGAGGCUAGAGAGCUUAAACAGGUGCAGUAUCCAUCCAUUAGCCAGUCUGAAGAAUCACCUUUGACCUCAGGAUAUCCGGGACUACAACUGUUUCAUAUGAGUUCUCUGGUGACCAAAUUUGGGGAGAGCUAUAACUAUGUAGCCAGUCACAUAAACUCUGUGUUCUCGAAACAAAUCUGUAUGGAGGUGCCAUCAUCCAGAGAUAUACUUGGAAGAACCAGGACAAUAUCUAGAAGAGUUGCCAAAAAUCAGAGCACAAAUAUCAAAGAAAAUGUGUCUUCAGAAACUGGCCCUACUCACCUUAAUGCAGCCACAGUAGAUGUUAACAACACUGAUGUUUGUAGCUCCUUGGAGGAAGGCUAUCUUCAUUUUGCACGUCAUAUAAACCGAUACUUCGGUGCAAAAGUGACAGAUACUGUAAAGGAAUCAGCACAUCAGCAAGGCAAGGGCUCAGAUACGCACCCAUUUUCAUACUCUCUGGAACAUCAGAAAAGUUGUGAAGCAUCACGGGACACUCUUCCCCUCCGUCCUAAAGCUCUUUUCCAUAUGAGCAACCUCACCACACACUUUGGGGAAAAUUAUGCCUAUAUGGCCACUCACAUCAAUCAGUAUUUCAAAAGCUCUGUAGCUGCAGAUGAGGAAAUGGAGAGAGAGCCAUACAGUGGACAAUCUGGAAGUACUCUGGAGAAACAUACAUCCUUUUUCCAGGGCCUUUUAAACCCCUUUGGUAUUCAAAGCCUUUUGGGGAGCUACCUGGGAAGGGCUUCUAGUAGUCCUACCACUGUAGACCCUGCCCUGGACAGAGUGGCAAUAAGAAAACAGCUGGCUGAGGACAGAACUCGAGUUCUACUGGGCAAGCUGGAGAAAGCUAGGGCACGUUCAUGUAUCAGCUCCUGUGUAGAGGAGUUGAACGCUCACCUAAUUCUCAACCCAGCGUGCAAGAAUGUUGUGUGGCAGGAAAAAUCAGCAAUGCAUAUACUGAAGCAUCGACGGCUAUUUGGGAUGGAUAAGAAACUUCAAGCUGCCAUUAGAGAAACUCUAGCCCUGAUUGGCUAUGUGGAUCCACUCAAAGGUUGGGGGAUACGAGUGCUGUCCAUCGAUGGUGGUGGCACCAGAGGGGUAGUUCCACUGCAGGUACUAAAACAGCUAGAGGCUCGGACAGGAAAACGGGUUUAUCAGCUCUUUGACUAUGUUUGUGGAGUGAGCACAGGAGCAGUUUUGGCCUUCAUGUUGGCUUUGGCUCAUUUCUCGAUAGAGGAGUGUGAGGAAAUGUACAGACGUUUUGGGUCAGAUGUUUUCAGACAGAACCCUCUGGUUGGCACUGUGAAAAUGGGCUGGACUCACUCAUACUACAACACAGAGACAUGGGAGAUGAUUCUGAAGGAGAAAAUAGGUGACCAGCUCCUUGUUAGAACAGUCAGAGAUGAGAGGAGUCCUAAGGUGUCUGCAGUAAGUGCAGUAGUGAACUGGGGUACCAGUCCCAAACCCUUUAUCUUUAGAAACUAUAAUCACUGUCCAGGACGCCUCAGCCGUUACGCGGGUGGAUCUGGGUACCAGCUUUGGCAGGCAGUACGAGCUUCUUCUGCUGCUCCAGGAUACUUCCAGGAGUUUCCCCUAUAUAAUGACAUACAUCAGGAUGGAGGUAUCAUUCUGAACAAUCCCUGUGCUCUUGCUGUCCAUGAAAGCCGGCUACUCUGGCCCAGUCAGCCCUUCCAGUGUGUGCUGUCUCUAGGAACUGGUCGUUAUGAUAAUGCCAGAAGGGGGCCUGCCACGUCCACUAGUCUCAGAGCCAAAAUCAGCAACUUGAUCAGCAGUGCCACAGACACAGAGGGUGUGCACACUCUGCUGGCGGAUCUGCUGGAGCCAAAUGUGUAUUUUCGCUUUAACCCAAUGCUGAGUGCUGAAGUCUCACUGGAUGAAAGCAGGCCUGCUGCUCUGAAGCAACUUCAGGUGGACACUCAGCAAUAUUUAGAGAGGAACGAGCCCAAACUGAAACUGCUUUGCAGUGUACUGGGUGAAGAACGCACAACACUCUGGAAAACUCGGGACUGGAUCAGUGAGAAAGCCUGGCAGCUACAGCAGCGCUGGGCAUGACUGCACAAAUGGCACGGGUUUGAAGAACCACUAAACUUUGCUCUGUUUACAUCUGUGCAAUAUUACAAUGAGGUGGUAUCAAUUGUAAUGCUUCUUCAGUUGAGUAAUAACCUCACAUGAAAUAAACUAUUGUCAAUUAUUGUCACUGCCUCUUUGUCAAGAAGUACUAUACCUGUAGUGCUGCAGUGCAGUGGUGUACACUUUCAGGUCAGUCUUCCCCACUAUACAGGAUCACAUGACUACAUUUAACACAUUUCAGACCUCAUUUGAGAGUACAGAAUAAUGCAUAGUUUUGGGUUUUUCCUGCAUAUGUUGAUGUUUUUUCUUGCCAUACUAUGUCAAUUAUGUCAGAAACCUCAGUAGGUAGCAGCCAUUAAUGUUCCCAGUGUUUGACCAUUGCACUGAAGGCACAUAAGAGUGUCUCUAGAUUUUGAUUAACGUUAUGUGUUGGCUUUAGUACUGUAUUAAUACUGAAGAUUGUUAUAUGUUUUCAACAGUUGGGAGUGCUGUUUCAGAUAAAUAAACAACAGUAGAUUAGUAACAUUCUUCUUUUUUUUUUUUUUUUUUUUUAAUAAUGAUCACACAUUGGUGUGGGGUCUACAUGUUAAAAUGUAUUGUAAAGUAAAAUAUUUGUAAAGUGUUUAUUUUUAAGAUAGUAUGGGAGCUAUGAAUUUAUAAUACAGAUAAUAGAGCAAUAAUUAAUUAUACUAAAAUAUUUGGAUGCUUUGGUUGAAAGUUUUCAUUUCUUUGUAACUACUAAGUAAAUUUGUCAUGUUUUGUAUGUCAGAGAAAUUCCACAUUUAUUCACAGGCAUGAGUGACACAUUUAUAUACUAUACCUUGUAUAGUAUAUAAGAAAUUGUAUAUUGUAUAGUAUAUAUAGUAUUGUAUAUUGUAUAGUACAUAGUAAAUAAUAAAUAAAUAAAUAAAUAAAAAUUAA
This is a messenger RNA of Pangasianodon hypophthalmus (striped catfish), 4701 nucleotides long. RefSeq names its product calcium-independent phospholipase A2-gamma. The record is from RefSeq and is a predicted model, not a curated record. Gene Ontology annotation, biological process: arachidonate metabolic process. The coding region runs from base 1138 to 3762 and encodes 874 amino acids. Lineage: Eukaryota; Metazoa; Chordata; Actinopteri; Siluriformes; Pangasiidae. Gene Ontology annotation, cellular component: membrane. The transcript is spliced from 10 exons.